This is a messenger RNA of Gadus macrocephalus (Pacific cod), 1234 nucleotides long. RefSeq names its product cytochrome b5 domain-containing protein 1. The record is from RefSeq and is a predicted model, not a curated record. The transcript has 5 exons. The coding region runs from base 69 to 716 and encodes 215 amino acids. NCBI's taxonomy places the organism in Eukaryota, Metazoa, Chordata, Actinopteri, Gadiformes, Gadidae.
GUUUGGGAGGCGUUCCAAUAACAUAACGUCGGUCGAGUUUGUUUUUACAACUAAAGAUUGAAACUAAGAUGCCGAGAUCCAAGUACUACACCCCCGACGAGGUGUCCGCUCACAACUCCGCGGCCGACCUGUGGGUCUCCUUCGUGGGCAAAGUGUACGACCUGACGCCGCUGGUGAGGGAGCACCGAGGUGAUAUUCUGCUGCUGCCAAUUAUUGAAUGCGCAGGAAAGGAUAUCAGCCACUGGUUCGACCCCAAAACGAAAGACAUCCUCACCCACGUCGACCCGGUGACCAGCUGCGUGAAGUACUUCACCCCCAGGGGGCGCUUCCUGCACGUCCCCCCGCCGCGGCCCCGCAGCGACUGGGACAACGACUUCGGCCGGCCGUGGUGGAGGGACCCGCGGUACGAGGUGGGGUACCUGACCGCCAAGUCGCGCUGGGUCCGGGUGGUCAACACCCUGACCUCCCAGGAGCAGCUGCUAGAGGUGUGUCCGGAGGAGACGCUGGAGGAGGUGUUGCAUCGCUACAUGCGCUACAACGCGCACGCUGGCAGCUACACCUGGAAGCACGCGGGCACCCCGCUCCUCAUGGACCGCACCCUCGGGGAGAACGGGGUCCCGGACGAGGACCCCGACAUGGACCGCUGCCGGCUGGACCGGGACCUCUUCACCCCCGCCAUCUGCCUGUACUUCAACGACGACCUCACCGAGCUGUGACACUGGGGGGGUUAUUAUGGUCUGUAUGCUGCGAAGUCUGACGAGGGUCUGAAUGGUAUUAAAGUCCAUGGAUGGUGUUAUCGGGAGAGUGUGUUUAUCAUAGGUUUUAUUAUGGUCUGUGUGUUAUUAUAGGUCUUAUUACAGUCUGUAUGCGUUAUCAUGGUCUGUGUGUUAUUAUAAGUUAUAGGUCUUAUUAUGUUCUGUAUGGUCUGUAUGUGUUUAUUGUAGGUUAUAGCUCUUAUUAUGGUCUGUAUGUGUUUAUUAUAGGGUAAAGAUCUUAUUAUAACUCCUAACUUCCACUCCUACCUUGAUAGAACAAAGCAGUCUGAAGUUUCUCUACCGCAUCCAGGGAAUGUAAUGCAGGCUGUUCCAUUACAUCAAGAUGAAUGAUCUCCCAUCUAUAGAUAUCUCCACAUAGCUCCUCUACAGCACGCCAGUACAGAAUGUACCAAGACUAUUGACAGAGGGCCGAAUUUCGUUACUCAUCAAAUGUUUAUUACAGUGUCUUUUCAUACAGA